UGUUAAGAAAAUGUCGGAAAUUUUUCUAUUGAAAACUACAGAAUUGGAUUUGUCUGAAACCACCUCCUCAUCAAAAAGAACAGAAUGGUUACCCAGGGAGCGUGUGGUGCUUCGCGUAUUGUUUUGCGCUGGUUUAUGCGCCUAGCAAACAUACUAAUUAUGGCUGGAGGUAUAACUCUUCUAGCCAUCGGUAUUUGGAUCAUUCACAGGAAAACCUUCUCCAAUGAGCUGCUGAGGAACAUGUUGUAUUUAAACACGGCGAGGGUGGUCUCGGCGGUCGGAGGCCUCACCAUCCUCACAAGCCUUUUCGGCCUCUACGCAGCACAAAAGGAAGUGAAAGUGCUCCAUCUAACUUACUUUGUUCUCAUUUCAAUUCUUCUUCUUAUUCUCUCCAUCGGAGCAAUUCUAGCCUACGUAUUCACAGAACAGGUAGAUAAUACAAUACAAGCUGAGAUGAUCUCCGAUGUGAGGCUCUAUGACCCGAAUGAUCCAGGACCGGUCACGUGGGCGUGGGAUCAAACUCAAACACAGCUUGAAUGUUGUGGGUUGAUGACCCCGCAGGUCAACUCUUCCUGGGAGAUCUGGAGAUACUCUAGAGCACUAAAUAAAGGAGAAGGUGUGUGGAGGGUUCCUGACUCAUGUUGUUCCCCAGACCAACUCUGUGGAACCUUUAGUUCAAAUAUAUCGGGCAUUUUUACUAGAGAUUGCUAUGUAGAGGUUAAAGAAUACGUAGUUCAACAUGCUAGUUUACUUGGAGCUGUAGCUGUGGGUAUAGCUUGCAUUCAGUUUCUUGGUGUCUUGAGUUCUCUUAUACUAUUUAGAUCGAUAGUAUAAUUUCCUCAACAAUUUUAUUGAAGUUUUAAUUGGACAAACUAUCAGUUGAUUUUUUCACGCCUAGCGAUUCGUGAUGGAAGAUCAUCUAAGAUUAUAGAUCGCUGAAGAUCCUAUAAGAUUAUAGAUAGCUGAAGAUCCUAAAAGAUUAUAGAUCGCUGAAGAUCCUAUAAGAUUAUAUAUCGCUGAAGAUCCUAUAUGAUUAUAGAUCGCUGAAGAUCCUAUAAGAUUAUUGAUCGCUGAAGAUCAUCUAAGAUUAUGAAUCACUGAAAAUCAUCUUAGAAAAAAGAUCGCUGAAGAUUAUCUAAGAUUAUAGAUUUCUGUAGACAAUCUAGGAUUAUAGAUCACUGAAGAUCAUCUAAGAUUAUAGAUCGCUGAAGAUCAUCUAAGACUAUAGAUCGCUGAAGAUCAUCUAAGAUAAAAGAUCGGGAAGAAGGGAAUUAAUAAAACAUUACAACCCGGUGAAAGACGAUAUAACAAAAAUGUGAUAAAUUUGAAAAUUAUUGCAAUAUUUAUUUUAAUGUAUAUUUUAUAAGUUUAAAUGGUUUCGAUCAUUGUUUAAUCUUUAACAGUCUUCUUUAUUUUUCAAUUCAAUCACUUAUUUAUUAAACUUUUAGAAUUAACUGAAAACUCCAUAAUUAUGGGCAUUUACAAUCCGGUUUUAAAGGUUAAAAUUUGAAUUACAGCCUUGGUAUUUAUGAUCAAUAUUGCGCAAUUGGAAUUUGAAUUUUAUUUAUUUUUUAUUUAAAGGCUAAAAUUUAAUUUGUUAGUUAAAAUACUUAUUUAUGCCAAAAAAAUCUUAGUUCUGAAGCUUAAUCUAUAAAAAUAUUUCUACAGUAGUGAUGAAUUUUCGAUCCUGUUGAUAGUUAAAAGUUAAUUGAAACUUUUUUCCCUGAGAGCCUCUAGAUUUGAUUAUAAAUCAUAUUUAGCUUUUUAGUUUUUAACAUUAUGAUGAAAAUUUCAUUCUUUUAAUGUAAAAAUCUACACAAUCGAGAUACUUUUGGCUUUUUGUCGCAGAAUGUAAGAAUGCAACAUUAAAACUGCACCCACCCGCCAUUUUAAAUUUAAUUUGUGUCAGAUUUUAAAAUUGUGAAUCUAAUAGUUUUUAAUGAAUUUCAUCCGAUUGAAAAAAUAUCAAUUAGAAAUGAAAAUGGUUUACUCUAAAAGGUUAUCUUUCUUUUAGAAAUACGCCAAUUUGGUUUGCUUUUAAUUUCUAAAUGGAGAAAGCAAAUUUUUUAAACCAUUAUUUUUUAAUAAUUUUGUAUUCACUAAUUAACUAAGUAAAUCAUAUCAUCAUUAUCAUUUUUCAUUAUUAUUACAGUUCCUUAUUACGGCCUAGUCAUUAGUCAACCA
This is a messenger RNA of Eurytemora carolleeae, 2184 nucleotides long. RefSeq names its product CD151 antigen. Bases 85 to 834 code for a protein of 249 amino acids. NCBI's taxonomy places the organism in Eukaryota, Metazoa, Arthropoda, Copepoda, Calanoida, Temoridae. The record is from RefSeq and is a predicted model, not a curated record. The transcript is spliced from 9 exons. Gene Ontology annotation, cellular component: membrane.